AACAAGACAUCUCAACCACCAAAGCCAUGGCGUCCUCCCCGGUCUUCCUCCUCCUCCUCGCGACGAUCCUUUUAGCUGCGACAUACGCACAUGCGCAACACAACGCCCUGUCACCUCCACCGGCAGUGGCAGCAGCACCGGUAGAAUGUACUGUACCGACUCCAGAACCGGUAGCAUCAGGCCCGGUUUCGGUAGCAUCGCCCCCGACAUCAAUAGCAUUGGCACCAACACCGGCACCGGCAGCAUCGCCCCAGGGGCCGCUGGCACCGGUAGCAUCGCCUCCGACACCGGGAGCAUCGCCUCCGGUAGCAUCGCCCCCAACAACGGUAGCAUCGCCCCCGGCACCGGGAGCAUCGCCUCCGGCAACAUCGCCCCCGGCACCGGUACCAUUUCCUCCGACACCGGGAGCAUCGCCUUCAACACCGGGAGCAUCGCCUCCGGUAACAUCGCCCUCGGCACCGGUAGCAUUGCCUCCGACACCGGGAGCAUCACCUUCGACACCGGGAGCAUCGCCUCCGGCACCGGUAGCAUUUCCUCCGACACCGGGAGCAUCGCCUCCGACAGCAUCGCCCCCAACACCGGUAGCAUCGCCCCCGGCACCAGUAACAUCGCCCCCAACACCGGGAGCAUCGCCUCCGGUAGCAUCGCCCCCGACACAGGUAGCAUCGCCUCCGACACCGGGAGCAUCGCCCCCGACACAGGUAGCAUCGCCUCCGACACCGGGAGCAUCGCCUCCGGUAGCAUCACCCCCGGCACCGGGAGCAUCACCUCCGGUAGCAUCGCCCCCGGCACAGGGAGCAUCGCCUCCGGUAGCAUCGCCCCCAGCACAGGUAGCAUCGCCUCCGACACCGGGAGCAUCGCCUCCGGUAGCAUCGCCCCCAACACCGGGAGCAUCGCCUCCGACACCAGGAGCUUCACCUCCACCACCGGGAGCAUCGCCUCCGGUAGCAUUGCCUCCGACACUGGGAGCUUCGCCUCCGGGAGCAUCGCCUCCGACACCGGGAGCAUCGCCCCCAACACCUGUAGCAUCGCCCCCGGCACCGGGAGCAUCGCCUCCGACACCAGGAACAUCACCUCCGACACCGGGAGCAUCGCCUCCGGUAGCAUUGCCCCCGACACAGGUAGCAUCGCCUCCGACACCGGGAGCAUCACCACCGGCAGCAUCGCCACCUCCACCGACAGCAUCGCCACCGGGAGCAUCUCCUCCGACACCGGGAGCAUCGCCACCUCUAACGGUAGCAUCUCCCCCGCCACCGGCAGCAUCACCACCUCCAACGGCAGCAUCUCCACCGCCAUCGGCAUCAUCGCCACCACCACCGGCAGCAUCUCCCCCGCCGCCGGCAGCAUCUCCACCUCCACCUGCAGCAUCUCCCCCGCUCCCGGCAUCAUCGCCACCUCCACCGGUAGCAUCUCCCCCGCCACCGGCAGCAUCGCCACCUCUAGCGGCAGCAUCUCCACCGCCACCGGUAACAUCGCCACCUCCACCUGUAGCAUCGCCACCACCACCGGCAGCAUCUCCCCCACCACCGGCAGCAUCUCCACCUCCACCUGCAGCAUCGCCACCUCCUCCGGUAGCAUCUCCCCCGCCACCUGCAGCAUCUCCACCGCCACCGUCCGCAUCGCCAUCGCCACCGCCACCGACAACAUCUCCACCGCCACCGUCCGCAUCGCCACCACCACCUUCCGCAUCGCCCCCGCCACCAGCAGCAUCGCCACCUCCACCGGGAGCAUCUCCCCCGCCACCGGCAGCAUCGCCACCUCCACCUGCAGCAUCUCCCCCGCCACCGGUAGCAUCUCCACCACCACCGUCUGCAUCGCCACCACCACCUUCUGCAUCGCCCCCGCCACCGGCAACAUCACCACCUCCACCGACAUCAUCUCCACCUCCACCUGCAGCAUCGCCACCUCCUCCGGUAGCAUCUCCCUCGCCACCUGCAGCAUCACCACCUCCACCGGCAGCAUCUCCACCGCCACCGUCCGCAUCGCCACCGCCACCGUCUGCAUCGCCACCUCCACCGACAGCAUCUCCACCGCCACCGUCCGCAUCGCCACCGCCACCUUCCGCAUUGCCCCCGCCACCAGCGGCAUCGCCACCUCCACCGGGAGCAUCGCCACCUCCACCGGGAGCAUCUCCCCCGCCACCGGCAGCAUCACCACCUCCACCUGCAGCAUCUCCCCCGCCACCGAUAGCAUCUCCACCACCACCGUCUGCAUCGCCACCACCACCUUCUGCAUCGCCCCCGCCACCGGCAACAUCACCACAUCCACCGACAUCAUCUCCACCUCCACCGAAAGCAUCUCCACCGCCACCUCCAACGAAAGCAUCGCCACCGCCACACCCCACACCUCCACCUCCAACGAAAGGAUCGCCACCGCCACACCCUCCACCUCCAACGGAAGGAUCGCCACCGUCACACCCCACACCUCCACCUCCACCUCCAACGAAAGCAUCGCCACCGCCAGUGAAAGGAUCGCCACCGCCAUACCCCACACCUCCACCUCCAACGAAAGCAUCGCCACCGCCACUGAAAGCAUCGCCACCACCACACCCCACACCUCCACCUCCGACGGCAGCAUCGCCACCGCCACCGGCCGGUAGCAGCGAGCAGUGCACGCUGGGCGAUGUAGCUGAAUUUAGAGUGUGCAUCAAUAUCGGCCUAGGAAGUAUGGGCAUGGUCGGUAGAGACCUCUGCUGCCGGCGGAUCCGUGGGAAGCCGUCGUUCAAUGCCGCGAC
This is a messenger RNA of Lolium perenne, 2734 nucleotides long. The record is from RefSeq and is a predicted model, not a curated record. Lineage: Eukaryota; Viridiplantae; Streptophyta; Magnoliopsida; Poales; Poaceae.